AUGGGCGAAUUGAUCAUUAGCCACUGGGAUCCGGCUGCUGACGGUGUAUUGUCUCGCACAACAAUGGAAGCUAAGCUACAACGAGAGGUACGUUUCAGUUUAAUUGUCUUUAUUUCAGGUCCCGACUGUUGCCAUUUCUCUAACCUUACUUAGAAAUCCUCCGUUUUCCAGGGUUAUAGUUGCGUUCCGUACACGUUUAAUCCUGGAAUGGUCUUCGGAGAACACACACACGAUGUUGAUAAGAAGGACGUUGUUGUUUUUGGCGAACUAGAGUUCACAAUUUUUGGCAAGACAGUGCUUCUGAAAGACGGAGACACAAUAGUUGUACCCAAGACUGUCCCCCAUUCUGCCAAAGUCGUUGGUUCAAGACCUCUAGAGUUUUUUGAUGCUACCAAAAAUUCAUAA
Spirometra erinaceieuropaei is the source of this 405-nucleotide messenger RNA. Lineage: Eukaryota; Metazoa; Platyhelminthes; Cestoda; Diphyllobothriidea; Diphyllobothriidae. The record is from the annotation of a GenBank genome assembly.